Didymodactylos carnosus is the source of this 741-nucleotide messenger RNA. Lineage: Eukaryota; Metazoa; Rotifera; Eurotatoria; Philodinida; Philodinidae. The record is from the annotation of a GenBank genome assembly.
AUGACUGUGGAUAAAAAAUUUUAUGAAAGAUUCAGAAAGGAACUUGUACCUCAGUUUCAAUCUAAAAAAUUGGCAAAGAGUAUAUAUCAUUUUGAAGGUAUUAAAUCUGGCCAAUUUCGAUCUCUAGCUGAUUCUAAAAAAUGUGAAAAAAAAUCUUGGAAUUCUGAACAUGUGGACAACUUCAAUAAAAAUAUAAAAUCUAUUAAAAUUCUUGAUCCAAAAAAUUCAACAGUAAAAAAUAGAUUUUUGCGUUAUUUAUCGAAUAAUAAAUUAAAAUGUGGAAUGUCGACUCUAUCAAUUAUAAUUGAUGGUAUUACUAUCACACUAUCAAUUACUGAAGACAAAAAUCAAUUUGGAAAAUCAACAACUGUAACUUUGUGCAAUGCAAUCGGUUCAACGGUAGGAGCAGCUAUUGGAGCUGCUAUCGGUAGCCUUAUCCCUGGUAUUGGAACUAUAGUUGGCGGUAUGCUAGGUGGUAUUAUUUUUGGUUUUAUUGGAACAACAAUUGGAAAUUUAUUUUGUGGAUUAUUUCCAGAAAUAGCUGAAGGUCCAGGUUCACCAGAACCUGAAUAUCUACAGUUUAUUUAUAGCGAUAAGGAAAAUUUUGCUAUACCAUUGUCAGAUUAUAAUAUAGAUGAAAAAAGUGGUUUACCAAUGAAAGAUUAUGAAUCAGGUCAAAAAUUAAAUCAAGAUUAUGAUUUACAUAAUACAUCUAGACCACCAAAAUCAGAUUAUCAAUAA